AUGCACAGAGGUAAGGAUGGGGUGGGGAGGGAAGUGGAGACAGAAACUCGGUUUAAGGGGGAGGCAGUGGGGAGGACAAGGAAUGAGACACCCUAUUCACACAUCCUAGACCAAGGAACUUUAUCUGCACCCCCUCAGUUCAUCCUGUUUCCUGGGGGAGGCGGAGCCCUCUUUUUCACGCCUAGACUUGCUGGAGUUCAGGGUAGGGAGGGGCGGCAGGAUAGGCUCAGGGAUGAGCUCCACCCGUACUUCCCCAACUCUCACCUGUCCCAGGUGGCGCCGUGGCAAGGAGAAUAAGAGGCACCAGGGGAGAUGUUUGUCCCAAAUCUUGGCACUCCUGAUCUCUCCCAUACAGUCCCCAUUUUUUCAACUCUACCUUCCCCCCCACCUCCCAAGAUGACGCUGUUCUGCCUCCGGCCCCCGGGCAAUGAGACCCUCCUGAGCUCCCCAGCUUCGCGGGCCACGGGCACUGUGUUCUUGCUGCUGGCCGCUCUGCUGGGGCUGCCCGGCAAUGGUUUCGUGGUGUGGAGCCUGGUGGGCUGGAGGCCAGCUCGAGGAAGGCCCCUGGCGGCCACCCUGGUGCUGCAUCUGGCCCUGGCCGACGGAGCGGUCCUGCUGCUCACUCCACUCUUCGUGGCUUUUCUGGCUGGCCAGGCUUGGCCCCUGGGCGCCAUUGGUUGCAAAGCCGUGUACUACGUGUGCACGGUCAGUAUGUACGCCAGUGUCAUGCUCACCGCCCUGCUCAGCCUGCAGCGCUGCCUGGCCGUCACCCGUCCUUUCUUGGCUCCUACCCUGCGAAGCCCGGCGCUAGCCCGACGCCUGCUGCUUGGAGUCUGGUUAGCUGCCCUGCUCCUGUCCCUUCCCGCAGCCACCUACCGACAUCUGUGGGGGGGACAAGUGUGCCAGCUGUGCCACUCUUCAUCUGGCGAGGCCGCGGCCCACCUGGUCCUGGAAACCCUGACGGCUUUCGUGCUACCCUUCGGAUUGGUACUGGGCUGCUACGGAGUGACUCUGGCCCGAUUGCGGAGCGGGCUCUGGGGCUCGCGGAGGCAGGGCGUGCGAGUAGGCCGUCUAGUGAGCGCCAUCGUGCUGGCUUUCGGCUUACUCUGGGCUCCCUACCACGCUGUGAACUUGCUGCAAGCGGCGGCCGCCUUGGCACCUUCCGGUGGGUCCCUGGCACGGCUUGGAGGGGCAGGCCAGGCGGCCAGGGCCGGGGCCACAGCUUUGGCUUUCUUCAGCUCCAGCGUCAACCCCAUUCUCUACGUCUUUGCUGCCGGGAACCUUUUGCCCCGGGCUGGACCCCGCUUCCUCACCCGAAUCUUCGAGGGCUCCGGGGAGGCACGAGGGGCAAGUCGUUCCCAUGAAGGGACCAUGGAGCUACGAGCUGUUAGACGCCUGGGAGGGGCAGAGCAGGGACGAGGGAAUGGUGACCCCGGCGGCGGGGUGCAGGGGGGCAGUUCAGAUUGUAAAAGUUGA
Molecule: messenger RNA, 1476 nt
Organism: Trichosurus vulpecula (common brushtail)
Lineage: Eukaryota; Metazoa; Chordata; Mammalia; Diprotodontia; Phalangeridae
Gene: LTB4R2
Product: leukotriene B4 receptor 2
Biological process (GO): neuropeptide signaling pathway; inflammatory response
Cellular component (GO): membrane
Molecular function (GO): leukotriene B4 receptor activity; G protein-coupled peptide receptor activity
Source: RefSeq, a predicted model, not a curated record